Messenger RNA from Pseudoliparis swirei, 3470 nucleotides. Its product is annotated as ras-related protein Rab-14-like. Gene Ontology annotation, cellular component: phagocytic vesicle; Golgi apparatus; recycling endosome. The transcript is spliced from 8 exons. The record is from RefSeq and is a predicted model, not a curated record. The coding region runs from base 118 to 765 and encodes 215 amino acids. Gene Ontology annotation, molecular function: GTPase activity; GTP binding. Lineage: Eukaryota; Metazoa; Chordata; Actinopteri; Perciformes; Liparidae. Gene Ontology annotation, biological process: endocytic recycling; Golgi to endosome transport; defense response to bacterium.
AUCACGGAAGAGGGAACGGCUUCCUGACGGCUACCCAGCUAAUACUGAUAACUACCCGUCUCAUCACCCGUUCAAUCAGGUUCACCGGUUAGAGAGAACCCGGACUGAAGCAUCAAGAUGACAGCGGCACCGUAUAACUACUCCUACAUCUUCAAGUACAUCAUCAUUGGUGAUAUGGGAGUAGGGAAGUCUUGUCUGCUGCACCAGUUCACAGAGAAGAAGUUCAUGGCGGACUGCCCUCACACCAUCGGGGUGGAGUUCGGGACCAGGAUCAUGGAGGUCCACAGUCAGAAGGUGAAGCUGCAGAUCUGGGACACGGCCGGUCAGGAGCGCUUCAGGGCCGUCACCAGGUCCUAUUACAGGGGGGCCGCCGGGGCCCUCAUGGUGUAUGACAUCACCAGGAGAAGUACUUAUAACCACCUGAGCAGCUGGUUAACAGAUGCAAGAAACCUGACUAACCCAAACACAGUGAUCAUCCUGAUCGGGAACAAGGCCGACCUGGAGGCCCAGAGAGACGUCACCUAUGAGGAGGCCAAGCAGUUCGCUGAGGAGAACGGGCUGCUGUUCCUGGAGGCCAGCGCCAAAACAGGGGAGAACGUGGAGGAGGCCUUCCUGGAGGCGGCCAAGAGGAUCUACCAGAACAUCCAAGAUGGCAGCCUGGACCUGAACGCCGCCGAAUCCGGAGUCCAGCACAAGCCGUCCGCGCCGCAGGGCGGCCGCCUGAACACCGACAGCCAGCCGGCCAAGGAGGGCUGCAGCUGCUAGCUGGGACCCGGACCAGAGACCCCCACGAGUCCACUAUGCAGAGUGCGUCAGACUGGCUUCAUUUACCAGUCCAGACCUCAGUACCCAGAACCAAACCAUUAAAUCAGGACACCCUCCAACCAGCUCUACUACCAAGACCUCUUCGGACCGGUCUCUUGGAUCCAAAGCUGGGUCUCGUUCCAGCUCACUCAGCCCAUCACCAGAUAAACCCCCUACCCCCCCCCCCCCCCCCCCAAGACUGGAUCGCCCGCCGGACCUUCCGAGUCUGGAGCCCUGUUGGCCCAACCCGAGUGAGACCCGGUUCCCCUUCUGAAACCCAGCAGAGAAACACUAAUCUAGACUCCCACUUCACCAAAAGGGGGUCGCCUUAGUUCUUAGUUCUGGAUCAGAGUCCUGGUCCAUGUCGAGACUCUCUUCCCACAUCCAUGGGCGAUUGACCUGAAGGUCUUCUCUAGGCCUGUCACUAGACCACCAUCCUCCUGGACGCACACCACCGGCUCUUCCGAGUCUGGACCCUGUCCACCGAAGUCCAAACACCUGGUCCCAGUAUCCCAGUAAAGAUAUGAGUCCCCCAUCAACUAGAUCUGAUCCCCCAAGUUCCAACUCUGGACCUUCUGACUGUCCCAGGUUUUAAUAGAGACCCCCACCCCCCGAGACUGGACCCGACUCAAGCGAAAGUGGUUCAACUACCUUCAAAUCAAAUCUGGACUUCACUUCACCUCCAAUGUGGAUCAGCCAGACCAGAUCCAGUACCACCUCCAGUCCAGAUCUUAACAUGUAGAUCAAAUCUAAAACACAUCAGUCCAAACCUCCACUGUUUGAGGUCUGGCUUCAUAGUGGUCCUCGGGUCUUUAAAUCUCUGUGGGGGAACCGGAGGCCCUACAGAACUUCCCUCCCGUUUCGUUUACGAAGUGGACCAGAAGACGAUCCACGUGGAUCGUAGGUCGUUUUAUUUGUUCCGGGUUCUUGUAGCUAGUUCCCUCUCAGACCUCGGCUGACCCUUUGAGGGUCUCCCUGAAGCCCAAACCCCUCUGUGACCAUAACAUGUGGUUUAGGGUUUGGAAGUGAUUCACCAGGCGGGUCCCUCUCCAGACACGGAACCUUGUGGGGUCGGUUCUUGGGUCAGUUCUCUUCUCGAGGGUUUUGGUUCUUACCCUAAACCAGGUUCUCAGUCCGGGUAUCCCUGCUGGUCUCUUGGUGGUUCCCGUACUCGUUGUUCUCUGUUGAAACCUCCUCUGGUGGUCCAGGCGGACUCGUUUGGGAGGAACACCAGAGCCGGAUCCUCAUAUACGCCUCACAGGGUCUUCAUGGGUCCAACAUGCAGGUCUCGAUCCCAAACUCGUUUAAAAUUGCCCCGAAUCCAACAAACAAAUUACAAAACCAACUCUCUCUGAAAUGUCCCUCAUGACCCCCAAGACCCUCAAUAUUCUGAGGACCAGGACUUGGGUCUUGGAUCCCGUCUCCAUUACUAAGACCCGCGUGACACCUUAAAGACCUUAAUGAAGACCACAUCCUCCUUCCACCAUAAAAUAUAUAACUUGAUUAUUAAUCUGAAGCGAUGAAGGUGAUGAAAAGCAGAACCAGAACUGGUCUUGAGUUGUGUGUGUGUGUGUGUUCGUUCUUCAAAGACCAAACUGUUAGUCGCUAGUGAAACGGUUCUUGGUGUCCCACAAGGACCAGAUGUCUCCAGCAGGCGUCUGAUAUCAUUAAUAACUGAUUUAACUCGAGCACCUUAAAUACAUUACACACAUUUCAUCUUUAUGUAUUUUAUCCCACUUUAUAUUUUUGUUUUCCUACUUUUUUGUGAUAAAAAUGGUAAAUUUUGAGAGUAAAAUAAGAUGCGUGAUGAAAAUAAUUAAAUGGAAUUGAAACCAGCGCAUUCAAAGUUUUGUUUAUCGGCUCGAAUAAUACAAUUUCAGAAUAUGAAGUCAGAGUUCAGAGACUUACUGGCUCUUGAUUUAUAUCAUAUUUAAAUCUUGAUCACAGGGAAUUUUUUUUGACAUUUGGAAUUCAUUUAUUUUCUUUCAUCGUAAUUUGCACAUAAAUAAAACUUAAACAUUUUAGAAAUGUUUAAGUUUUAUUUAUCCCUAUGAACGGAUGAGUUAGUGACGUUUGGACCCUUUGGGACUCUAGUGGUUCUGGUCCGGGGGUCUCGCUCAGACCUGGUCAUUGUCUGAAAGGGGGAGGGGCUUAACUCUGAUUGGUGAGCAGCAUCUUCUUCGACUUAUGAAUCCUCCUCCUUUUCAUCUUCCUCCUCCUCCUCAUGGUGUAAUAACUGAAAGAUUUUAACAAGUUUCCAGAAACCAAAAGUUUAAACCUGAAAGGUUUGUUGUGGCCUGUAGGGGGCAGAGUUGUUUAUAUUAAUAACAGCAGAACGUGGCCUGUAGGGGGCGUUGUUUAUAUUAAUAACGGUAACAACUUGACCAGUCAUUGUUGUUUUUAAAGUUUCUGAGUAAACAUAUUUUUAAUGAGUAAACUGCAUUAAUGGUCCAGAAGGGGGUGCUGAAGUAACUUAGUGCUUAAAAUGAAGCGUUUUUAUUCUUCCUGUACACGUCUGUUGGGUUUCUUCUGCUAAAGUAAACGCACUUCAUGCUUAUGAUUCUUUACUAUUUAUAUUCUAACUCUGUGAUUUCCUUCAGCUGAACCUCGUCCCUGUACCACGGCGAGGAUCCAGAUAUCUGUAAAUAAAAUAUAAAUACUGUAUA